Plasmodium falciparum 3D7 is the source of this 909-nucleotide messenger RNA. RefSeq lists its product as uncharacterized. The record is from RefSeq and is a predicted model, not a curated record. Lineage: Eukaryota; Apicomplexa; Aconoidasida; Haemosporida; Plasmodiidae.
AUGAUGAGAAUUUUAUAUACCAACGUAUUUCUAUUUAUUGCUGUACUCUUUUGCAUUCUAUCACCUGGAAAUAACCCACUCCAUAAAUAUGUUGAAAUAAAAGAAGGAAUAAAUAAUUUAUCUAUUCAUGCACAUUUAAGGCUAUUAACAGAAAUAAUGGAAAAUUGUUCUUUAAAUGGAUUCAGAUUAAAUGACAAAAAUGGAGAACAUGAUGAAGAAGAAGAACGUAAAUGUGAUGAUGAUCAACAUAGUGAAAACCAAGAACAUGAAUGUGAUAAUGAUCAACAUAGUGAAAACCAAGAACAUGAAUGUGAUAAUGAACAAAAUGAUGAAUCUAAAUGUGAAGAGUCAAAUAAUACUGAUCAAGCUGAUGUCAAUUAUCUAUCGAUGCCUAUACAAAUACCUUACUUAAGAAAUGAAAUUAUGGAUGAUAAUUAUUAUAGUCGUUAUUUUGAUAGUAAUAUUAUGAGAACAGAUGAAGUAACUACUCGAUUAAAUGAUCAAAACUUAAUAGAAAAAUGUUUAUGUAAAUUAAAAGCAGGUAAAUAUAUAAACGAGGCAAAAAUAAAAUAUGCACAUGAAAUAAUAGAUUCCAUGAAACUUACAGAUAAAGUAAAAGAUAUAUUUAAAGAAUUCAUGCGUUAUUAUAUAUGGAAAAGAUACCCAAGUCAUCAACUUAGGUUAUAUAAGAAAAUUAAAAAGGAUAUCGAAAAAUACACAAGGAAUCAUGUUAUUUGUUCUCUUAUAGAUUUUGAAACUAUAGAAGAUGAACUAUAUUAUUUAAUAUACCCUAAUAGAGAAAUGUACAUGUCUUUUGAUACAGCAGUGAAUACUAAAAGAAGAAAAAAAAUUAAAAAACUAAUGAGAGAAAAAGCAAGGAAAGAUAAAGAAAAAAAUGGAUAUAUUUAG